Glycine soja is the source of this 696-nucleotide messenger RNA. RefSeq lists its product as uncharacterized. NCBI's taxonomy places the organism in Eukaryota, Viridiplantae, Streptophyta, Magnoliopsida, Fabales, Fabaceae. The record is from RefSeq and is a predicted model, not a curated record. The transcript has a single exon. The coding region runs from base 1 to 696 and encodes 231 amino acids. Gene Ontology annotation, molecular function: aspartic-type endopeptidase activity. Gene Ontology annotation, biological process: proteolysis.
AUGUCGCUCUACACCAAAUUCAUGAAAGAGAUCCUCACCAAGAAGGGGAAGUACAUUGACAAUGAAAGUAUUAUGGUGGGAGGCAACUACAGCACAGUGAUACAAAGGAAGCUGCCUAAGAAAUUCGAAGACCCCAGGAGUGUGACUAUCCCUUGCACUAUAGGGAAGGAGUUGGUAGGAAAGGCCCUCAUUGACUUAGGAGCAAGUAUCAAUUUGAUGCCCAUGUCAAUGUGUAGGAGAAUUGGAAACCUAAAGAUUGAACCUACAAGGAUGACACUCCAGUUGGCAUACUGCUCCAUCACAAGACCAUUCGGGGUAGUUGUAGACAUCCUGGUCAAAGUCCAUCACCUCACUUUUUCGGUGGACUUUGUAAUCAUGGACAUUGAAGAAGAUGCUGAAAUCCCCUUGAUUCUAGGUCGGCCUUUCAUGGUGACUGCAAAGUGUGUUGUAGACAUGGGGAAGGGUAAUUUGGAGAUGAGUGUGGAAGACCAAAAAUCUACAUACAACUUGUUUAAGGGAAUUAAGCAUCCUAGUGAUAGCAAGACUUGUUUUAAGGUGGAGGAAAUUGAGCAAAAAGCUAACCCCGUUGGGGGGCGCCUAAAUUCUGUGGUCCUAGAAGAAGAUAAAGCCAAGCCAGUUGAGAAUCAUGCAGACUCUUCUAGGGUCUUUUUAGGGCCAAUACAGGUCAAGAUUUGA